Molecule: messenger RNA, 1143 nt
Organism: Cylindrotheca closterium
Lineage: Eukaryota; Bacillariophyta; Bacillariophyceae; Bacillariales; Bacillariaceae
Source: the annotation of a GenBank genome assembly
AUGCCAAAACGGAAAUCAAAAGACGAUGAGGAUGAUGAUGAUGAUGAAUAUAAUCCGGAGGGAGAUGAUAGCCCAGAGGAGGAACUACUUGGAGUUGACGACGCUGAUGACGACUCCAAUAAUCCUGAAGGAGAGGAAAAUCACAAGGGGGGGCAGCCAGAUGCCGACGAGAAUGGCGAGGAGACUACUGGUGAUACAAAGCAAAAAAGAAGGCCAAAGAAAUUGAGACGGAAAAUACACUACGAGGACCCAGAAAUUGAUCUGCUACCAAGUCAUGAGCGCAAGACCACAGCGGGUGGAUAUGCUCACACCAACAAGAGUAAAGAAAAGAUUUCUAUGGCCAAUCGAGGGAACACUCCAUGGAACAAGGGGAAAAAUAGAUCCUCAGCUGAUAGAGCAAAGAUCAAAGCCGGAGUCCAGGCUCGCAACCGAGCUAUCAAAUUGGAAAAGUUGAGGAGACUUGGAAUGACGGAAGAAGAAUACGAUAAAAAGAAAAAGGAAAUCAAGUAUCUUCGCGAGCGAGUGCGUCGCACAAAGCUUGCAAAUGAUCGACAUGCUGCGGCACAAGCCCAAAAGAAACUGCAGGCUGCAAUUGACGCCACAUCUGACAAGGUCCCAGUAAAGGAGCUGGUCAAGAAGAUCCAUGAAGAGGCGGAUGAAGAAGUGGUCAAGAUCCAAAAGGAGAUCAAGGUUUUCUCUGAAGAGAUCACUUGGACACCCGUUGAAGUUUGGAAAGAAGGCGAUUCCUAUGACAAGAUCUGUCCUUCUGGAGGCCCAGGUGGUCUCAUUUGUUGUCAAGAAUGCGCCAAAAAGUAUUCUUCCUUUGUAGACGAUACGAUGAAAGAUUUGGAAGCCCAACGGACACACAAACUGGGGAACGAAGUCAAGGAGAUUGCUACCCUAUUAGAACAGGGAAGAAGUGAUUUGGAACGUAUUGGCAGCGUUGCCAGGAGAAAGCCACCUCCAACAAACCGACGCAUGUUUCAAAGUGAUCACCCUAGAGCAACCAGCACUUCGGCUUCAAAAAGUCGUGCAUCUUUGAAUUCCAAUCAGCGCUUGGGAGAGGAAGAUCAAGAAUGGAAUCUAACAAGCACAUUUGAUAUUGUGCAGCCAAUGGGAGGCACCGAGGUGUGGGGAGUAUAA